This is a messenger RNA of Nerophis ophidion (straightnose pipefish), 1277 nucleotides long. It is a transcript of the gene rbp7a, whose product is annotated as retinol binding protein 7a, cellular. Gene Ontology annotation, biological process: fatty acid transport. Gene Ontology annotation, molecular function: fatty acid binding. The record is from RefSeq and is a predicted model, not a curated record. Bases 74 to 487 code for a protein of 137 amino acids. Gene Ontology annotation, cellular component: cytosol; nucleus. NCBI's taxonomy places the organism in Eukaryota, Metazoa, Chordata, Actinopteri, Syngnathiformes, Syngnathidae. The transcript is spliced from 4 exons.
UAUUAGGAGAACUGCUUUGUGGAUUAGUCGCUACAAACCCAUUUUGGUAUAUGCCUGCCCGGGGUCAGCAAAUAUGUUUUCCAGGUUCUGUGGCACGUGGGACAUGAUCAGCAAUGUCAACUUUGAGGGCUACAUGAUUGCAUUAGAUAUUAACCCUUGCUUGAGGCCGAUUGCUUUGAAAUUGAAACUGAAGAAAGUGAUUGAUCAGCAGGGCGACCAGUACAUCAUCAAAACAUGCAGCGUCUUGCGAAACUACACCCUCUCCUUCACAGUGUCCCAAGAGUUUGAGGAGUUCACAAUGGGGUUAGACAACAGGCACAUGAAGACACUGGUGACCUGGGAGGGAAACAAGCUGGUCUGUCAACAAAGUGGUGAGAAGAAGAACAGAGGAUGGAUUCACUGGAUUGAAGAGGACAAGCUUCACCUGGAGAUGUUUUGCGAAGGACAAAUCUGCAAGCAGGUUUUCAAGAGAAGCUUCAGUGGUUGAAGUUCAUCAAGAUCCGAACAAGGGAUAAGAACAAGAGUGUGGGGUAUAGUGAAGUCUUAAGAAAUUUACUUUCAUUUUAUAAUUAAUUGAAGACUUCCUUGUAAGGACAUGUGUUUCACCACAAGAGAGCAACCUUUGCCCUUGGAUAAUGUUUGUCCAAUUUAGCAACAUGGUUCUGGAGUUCAGCAUUAUUGCUUGCCUCCAAUCAGACGAUUUUGUUUGGUUCAACUGAAGCUUCAUGAGACGAUCGUGAGAUUAAACAUUUUCUUUAUCAACGCACUUUAACCCAGGGGCUUUCAAAAGGUUUCAAGGUGUUUGCUAAUCCCAAACUGUUAACUCGUCCACAUAAGGUUUGAUUGAUUGACUGAGACUUUUAUUAGUAAAUGGCACAGUACAGUACAAUUGAGGUUUUUCCACUUGUUUAAGUCGGGGUCCACGUUAAGCAAUUCAUGGCAAGGAGCCAAAAAGAAAUUAAUUUUGCAUUUGUUUUUCUUCAUUUUUGUUUUCUCUUUCUUUAUUUUUUUUAUGCUGCGCCUUCCCUGAAAUCUUGUGUAGGCCCCCCACAGGGGUUAAAAAUAUAUGCUCCAGUUUAUGUGUAAAUGAUACAAAUUAUGGAUGAUCAUAUCAAAUGUGUUUGCUAAACUGUGGCAGACUCCAUCUAGUUGUACGCGAAAGAACCACUUAAUUAAAGUACAGUGUUUUAUUGUACUGUAUUCAAACACAGUGUCACUGUUAAAACUGUGUGUAGUGCUACAGUGGCCAGAAUAUUAAAUAUAUUUGUUAAGUAAAA